AUGACAGGAAGGAACCAAACUGUCAUCUCUGAGUUCCUCCUCCUGGGCCUACCUAUCAAACCAGAGCAGCAAAACCUAUUCUAUGCCCUGUUCCUGGCCAUGUAUCUUACUACUGUCCUGGGGAACCUACUCAUCAUAGUCCUCAUUCGACUGGACCCCCACCUUCACACACCUAUGUAUUUAUUUCUCAGCAACUUGUCCUUCUCUGACCUUUGCUUUUCCUCUGUCACAAUGCCCAAAUUGCUACAGAUCAUGCAGAGACAAGACCCUUCUAUUCCCUAUGCAGGCUGCCUGACUCAGAUGUACUUCUUCCUGUUUUUUGCAGACCUGGAGAGCUUUCUUCUUGUGGCCAUGGCCUAUGACCGCUAUGUGGCCAUCUGUUUCCCCCUGCACUAUAGCAUCAUCAUGAGCCCCCAGGUCUGUCGCUCCCUGGUGGCACUGUCCUGGGUGCUGACCGCAUUCCAUGCCAUGUUGCAUACCCUACUCAUGGCCAGAUUGUGUUUUUGUGGGGACAUUGUGAUCCCUCACUUUUUCUGUGAUAUGUCUGCUUUGUUGAAGUUGGCCUGUUCUGACACUCAAGUUAAUGAAUUGGUGAUAUUCAUCAUGGGAGGCCUCAUUCUCGUCAUCCCAUUUGUUCUGAUCAUUGUGUCCUAUACACGAAUCGUAUCGUCCAUCCUUAAGGUCCCUUCUGGUAGGGGUAUCCGCAAGGCCUUCUCUACCUGUGGCUCCCACCUCUCUGUGGUGUCACUGUUCUAUGGAACUGUUAUUGGUCUGUACUUAUGCCCAUCAGCUAAUAAUUCUACUCUGAAGGAGAUUGUCAUGGCUAUGAUGUACACUGUGGUGACCCCCAUGCUGAACCCCUUCAUCUACAGCCUGAGGAACAGAGACAUGAAGGGAGCCCUGGGAAGAGUCAUUUGUAAAUGGAAAAUUCUCUUAUCUCUAUGAUGGUGACAUUUGAAAUCAUUAUAUAAUUUUGUCCAGAAGAUAUAUU
This is a messenger RNA of Otolemur garnettii (small-eared galago), 991 nucleotides long. RefSeq names its product olfactory receptor 1E2. The coding region runs from base 1 to 945 and encodes 314 amino acids. Lineage: Eukaryota; Metazoa; Chordata; Mammalia; Primates; Galagidae. Gene Ontology annotation, cellular component: membrane. The record is from RefSeq and is a predicted model, not a curated record. Gene Ontology annotation, molecular function: G protein-coupled receptor activity; olfactory receptor activity. The transcript has a single exon. Gene Ontology annotation, biological process: G protein-coupled receptor signaling pathway.